Cryptosporidium muris RN66 is the source of this 2928-nucleotide messenger RNA. Its product is annotated as RNB-like domain-containing protein. Gene Ontology annotation, cellular component: exosome (RNase complex); P-body. The coding region runs from base 1 to 2928 and encodes 975 amino acids. Gene Ontology annotation, biological process: mRNA catabolic process. Lineage: Eukaryota; Apicomplexa; Conoidasida; Eucoccidiorida; Cryptosporidiidae. Gene Ontology annotation, molecular function: RNA binding; 3'-5'-RNA exonuclease activity. The transcript has a single exon. The record is from RefSeq and is a predicted model, not a curated record.
AUGGAUAAUCGUUCAACUGAAAAUGAAGAUACUAAGGCUAAAGAUAUUCAUAUUAAGGAUAAUAGCAAGACUUUUGUAAUAGGUAUAAUAAAGAUGAUAAAUCCUUAUGAAGGGUUCUUAACAGUUAGUAGUGAAUUCAAUAACAUUGUUGAACCAUAUGAUGUAUAUAUAAGUGGAUGGAGAAAUUUGAAUGGGGCUAUUGAUAAUGAUAAAGUGGGUGUUGAAAUAAUUGGUCUAUUUACUAGAAGGUAUAAACAAAUAAUUAAAUCAAAUGAAACUCAAAUUUCAUAUAUUAAGGAGAAAGUCAAUAAAUAUUUGAAAUCUAAGACUUUACUAUAUGAAGGAAAAGUAUACAAGAUAUAUAGGGAUGAUAAUAAAAGAUAUAUAAUCGGCUAUUUACGUCCAAUAUCAUAUUUAUAUAAGAAUUUUAAUGAAAAAAAAUUGCGAAAUAAUAAACUUUUAAAUAAAACUGAAAUAUUAAUAAGAAAUUCAUUAAAUAGCAAUAAUAAGAGGAAAUAUCGUCAAGACUUAAUUGAGACGAAAUCAUGUAUUACCUAUACAACAAGGCAAGUAGUAUUUGUACCAUUAUUAAAAGUAUAUCCUUUAAUAAAGAUUCAUUUAAGAAAUAGUGUAAUUAAAAAGUUAUUGGCACCAUUUACUUCUAAUAUUAAUGAUACUAAGAAGAUUCCAAUACCAUUAAAUAUUUUAUAUACUUGUAAUAUAUUACAAGGAACAUCAACUUCAAGAUAUAUAAAAGGAAUAUUAGAAGGUAUAUAUGGUUCUAUUGAGAACAUUGGAACUCAAAUGAAUUUUUUAAUGGAUGAUUAUAAUGUUAGUGAUCAUUUAAAUAACAGUGAUGCUUGUGAUGAUGAAGUUAAAGAUGUAAAUCCUGAAUAUGAUAAAUAUAGGAAAUACUUUGAUCCUAAUAAAUAUCGGGUAUUUACAAUAGAUCCAAGUACUGCACGUGAUUUAGACGAUGCAAUUCAUAUAGAAUGGAAUGAAUCAGAACAAAUUUAUGAAUUAGGAGUUCACAUAGCAGAUGUGUCAUAUUAUUUAAAAGACAAGAAUGAUCUAAUUGAUAUAGUUAAAAAAUAUUGUACAAGUAUUUAUUUACCACAUAUAAAUUUUCCAAUGUUGCCUGGUUUCUUAUCUAGUAAUUUAUGCUCUCUAUUACCUUCUGUUAAUCGUCGUACACUUUCUAUAAUUUUUAAAUUGGAUAAAUUAGGGAAUUUAUUAGAAGAUGUAAAAUACUAUCAUGGUACUAUAUGUUCACUAUGUAAAUUUUCUUAUGAACAAGUAGAUGAAAUUUUGUUACGAAUUUAUUAUCUUAAAUCUAAAUUUUCAAAACGUGAUAUGAAUAAUUUAUUUUCAAUUAUUCGAAAUGAUACUAGUAUAAAUAAUAUACUAAAAGAUGUAAAUUUACCUCAGAGAUAUUGGAAAAAGCUAUUAUUAGAUAUUUUUAAUUUACAAAAGUUAACUAAUAUAUUAAGAAAUAACAGAAGAAAUAAUAUGGCAAUUAAAUUUAGUCAGAUGAGAAUAAAUUAUUAUAUUACAAAUGAUAAUAAAAAAGAAGAUGAUGAUCAAGAUAUAAAAUGUAAAAGUAUUACUUUUAAUGACAAUGAUUAUGGAGAAUUACAAGAAUAUAAAACUACUGAAUUUCAUGUUCAUUUAUUAGUUCACAAUGUAAAGAAUAUUCAGAAAUCUUUAGAUUCGAGUAAACUUAAGCAUAUGUCAGUAGAAAACAAAUAUUCAAUUUCUCAUUCUAUUAUUGAAGAGCUUAUGAUAAAAGCUAAUCAAUUAACUGCUGAAUAUCUUAUUAAUAAUUUGGACUCGAAAGUAGUUCUUCGUUGCCAUGCUGAAAUUGAAAAAAGUAAAUUAAGUAAAUUAAUUAAAUAUUUAAGAGGAAAUGGUAUGGGUAAUAUUUUUGGGGAUUCAAAUGAUAGAAAAACAUUGUUUGAAGGACUUUGUAAGGUUGAGAAAGUAUAUGGAUAUGUUAUUUAUAAUGCAAUUUCAGAAUUACUUAGAGACAUAUUUAAGAGAGCUAAAUAUAUUUCAUUGGACCUUUCUUCAAAUAGUAUAUUAAAUGAAGCUCACCAUUAUGCCUUGAAUGUACCAUUCUAUACUCACUUUACAUCUCCUAUUCGCCGUGUUGCAGAUAUCAUAGUACACCAACUAAUUUAUUAUUCAAUGCAUAAUAGCCAAAAUAAGUUAGAUAAAGAUAGUUUGUCAUCUAAUUCAAACAGUGCAAAAAAGUGUAAAUCAAAAAAUAGUAAAAUUAAAGAUGAAUUUGAAGUUUUAUUUACUCAAGAUGAUAUUUCUGAGAUUUGUAAUAGUGCUAAUAAAAAGUCGAAAGCUAGUAAAGAUUUACAGAGAGAGGCCGAGAAGAUGUUAUUUUCUUAUAUUUUGAAAAAGCAACGUAUGGAUUAUCCAAAUAUGUCCUGUGUUAUUUGUACAAAGAACUUUGGAUAUAUAAAGGUAGUAUUAAUGUCCCCAACAGAACAACAUAAUCUCUGUAUGGUAACAGAUAGUGAUUCUAAAUAUUUUAAUAGUUUUAAAUUUUCAAAUAAUAGUAUUAAUUUACCUCUUAGUUACAAAUAUCAUAAAUUAAGUAAUCAAUUUGAGGUUACAUGGAGAUAUUCUGAUGAAAUGGUUGAUAAACUUAUCACUGACAUGAAUUCUCCUACUUGUAAAUAUAAGUCAGCUAUUCAACAAUACUUUGACCUUAUACAAAAUAUAUCUAGGAGAAAUAAAUUCUAUCAUCUACCAAAGUGUAACACUGACAAAAGAAGAUUAAUUCAAAUUGUAAAUAUAUGGACUUUUUUGCCAGUAUACAUUGUUCCUAUUAAUUCUAUCCCUACAAAAUAUGUACUUGUACCAAUACACCCUUUGGAAUAUGCUUAUUAUAAACAAAUAUCAAUAUAUAACUAA